CUAACGUUAUUGAAAGGAGGCUUGGCGGUUUGUGAAGGGGUCGUGGGUUGGGACGGGCCUGGCCGGGGAUAGGCCUUCGUCUGUGGCACCGCUGGGGGGGGGGGGGGGGGCUCAGCGAUUGUCGGGGUGUGUGGCACGAGGGGAGGUGCUUACGGCCGGAUGGGCGGGGGGUUGAAGGGGGUCCACAAUGUCGUGCAAACAGAUGCGCGAUCAUGAGCCUGCGCCCAAACAUGUGCAGCAGGAUUUCCGGCGAAACGCUGCUGUGUACCGUUACAUUGUCGUCGGCCAGAAGGUCGACAACAAGGGGGUUAUUAUGCUACGGUGCACCUUCUACAAUAAGGUUUGGCAGGAAACCCAGUACUAUGCAACGAAACACUUCACUCAGCCAAACUAUUGCAAGAAGGUGUCCAACGAAGCAUUGUUCCAGAUUGCGGAGAAAUGCAUAUAUCGCUUCGAGGUCGAUCAGAUAGAGAGGGUCCGACGGUACACACAGGAGCGGGGUCUCGAUCCCCCGCGCUCUGGUGCGAUGGGUGGCGAGGGGGAGUGUCCUGCACAGGGCGUGGGCGAGGGAGAGGAUACCCAACAUUCUGCGGAGGGAGGUGUUGCGAGAGAUGGGGAGGGUGGGGGUGCUGCGGAGGAGGACGAGAUGGAUGUCGACCUAGAGGUUGGUAGGGCAGAGGAGGAGCGGACGCUGAGGGGAGAGCGGCGUGCCCGAGUUGCUCUUCAGCAUCCUGGUGGAGGACCUCUUCCCGUGCUUCCUUCCCACAGCGAGAUCGCAAGCAUGCGAGCUGUGGAGAUCCACCGAGAGGAGUUCAAGUUGGAGGAGGUGAGGCAGCCAUUAUGGGCCCGUAUACAGCACAUGAUGGAGCCUGCACACUGCGCAGCGUUCUUACUGAACCCCCGUCACCGGGAUGUUCAGUACUUCUCCGCGCAACUCGAAGAGUACCACACUUGGCUUAUUCAACAAGCCAAGAGGUAUCUGUUAUCUCAGACGGGCUUCGACGAGUCGGGUGCUCGUUACCUUGAGGUAUGUCGACAGUUCGAGGACUUCCAUAUGCAACAGGCGGAGAGGAAUUGGGCGGUCCACGAGGGUAUCCAUGCGAAGAAGCGCAAUCAGUUGACCUUCGAGAAGGUCGUCCAUCUUGUUAAGAUCACCGCAAAUGUGCGGCUAAUGGAGUAUAGACGUGCAGGUUGUGGAUACGUUCUCCCUUGGCAGCGAGACAAGGAUAUGCUUGACGCUCAGGCAGGAUUGGCGGUGGAGCCUGUGCGGUCGGGGAUGAGGAGUGGGAUGACGAAGGAGGAGAUCGAGGAGCAGGUUGCCCUCAUUACACGCGAUCCCAUUGGGUCCUUUGUGUCGCCCCCUGUUGAGUCUGUUUUCGGUGCUCGUGCGGCUAUCUUCCGUCCGUACCCCAGGGACAAUGCCUCUGAGGACGAGAGCAUAGCCCGUCAGCUCGUUUUGGAGCAUGUGGUGGAGAAGAGGGGGAGACGAGCGGAGGAGCACAGAGCAGGCGGAGUUGAGGGUAUUCGGGGUAUGGAGGACGAGGUAGUUGGAGCAGUGGGGAUUGGGUUGUCGUCUAUGCUGGAGGAGAGAGCAGGGGGGAACGAUCGAGCGCAGGUUGAGAGAGAGGGGGGCAUGGUGGUGGUGGAUGAUGGUGCGCAAGUCGAGAAAGAGGAGGUCGUGGCGAUGGUGCAUGAUGAUGAGUAGGUUGAGAGAGAGGAGGACGUGAUAAGUUGAAGGAUGUUUCUAAAGGAGCUUGAUUAAUAUGCCUAUUUAAGAUGAAGAAAAUGAUUGUCAAUUUUCUAGCUUUCGCCUGUUCAAAGCAAUUGUAUUUUAAAACGAAUGAUUUCGAUGGUUACCGUGAAAGAAAUUUGUGAAUAUAAUAAAAAUGAAGAUAGUCAAACUUA
Molecule: messenger RNA, 1905 nt
Organism: Chara braunii
Lineage: Eukaryota; Viridiplantae; Streptophyta; Charophyceae; Charales; Characeae
Source: the annotation of a GenBank genome assembly